This is a messenger RNA of Salvelinus namaycush (lake trout), 1194 nucleotides long. Its product is annotated as histamine H2 receptor-like. Lineage: Eukaryota; Metazoa; Chordata; Actinopteri; Salmoniformes; Salmonidae. Gene Ontology annotation, molecular function: G protein-coupled serotonin receptor activity; neurotransmitter receptor activity. The record is from RefSeq and is a predicted model, not a curated record. Gene Ontology annotation, cellular component: dendrite; membrane. Bases 1 to 1194 code for a protein of 397 amino acids. The transcript has 3 exons. Gene Ontology annotation, biological process: chemical synaptic transmission; G protein-coupled receptor signaling pathway, coupled to cyclic nucleotide second messenger.
AUGAUCUCCACGGCACUCCGUUGGCUGUUUCUGGUGUCCUUCAUCGUGGUGACCAUCGGCGGGAACGUGCUGGUGUGUUUGGCCGUGGGGCUCAGCCGCCGCCUGCACCGCACUGCUAACUGCUUUGUUGUGUCGCUAGCUGUAACGGAUCUGUUGCUGGGCCUGCUGGUGCUGCCCUUCUCUGCCUCCCUGGAGCUGCGGAGUGGACACUGGCCCCUGGGGGGCACCCUAUGUAACAUCUAUGUGUCUCUGGAUGCGAUGUUUUGUACGGCCUCCAUCCUGACUCUGCUGGUCAUCAGUGUGGACCGUUACCUGGCCAUCUCAGCCCCACUCUGCUAUCCCCGCAGGGUCACCUCUCCCCGAGUAGCCCUGGCCAUCACCACCAUCUGGGUCACUUCCAUGGCCAUGUCCUUCCUCCCCAUCCACCUGGGCUGGAACACGGCUGACUUCAGGGUGCAGAACCUGGACUGGGGCAUUUGGGACGAGGUGGAGGAGGGACGCACCUGCCGCUUUGAGUGGCAUAACAACUACGUGCUCCUAGAUGCCUUUGGCACCUUCUACCUCCCACUACUGGUCAUGUGCGGGAUGUACUACUGCAUCUUUCAGAUAGCACGCAAACAGGUACGGUGUAUCCGAGCUGCCACACCCUCAUUCGCCCCCACAGCAUCAGCGGCGGCCACAGCGCGGGAACACAAGGCCACAGUGACUCUAGCAGCAGUUCUGGGGGCCUUCAUUAUCUGCUGGUUCCCCUAUUACACCUUCUUUACCUGCAUGGGCAUCGGGGCAGAGACUAACCCCCCUACUACUGCCCACUCUGUGGUGCUGUGGCUGGGCUACUUUAACUCCGCUGUCAACCCCAUCCUGUACCCAGCCUUGAAUAGGGACUUCCGCAGGGCCUAUGGGGAGCUGCUGUGCUGCAGGGGGCUGCGGUGGAGACACAUGUCCACAACUAUCCGCGUGUCCUUGCAGAAACAAGUGCCCCUCUCUAGCGAACACAGAGACACUCAUCUGACCAAUGGCCACACAGACACCCUCCCUAAAGACAAUCAGCCAGAGGGAAAGAGCCUCACCCCUCAGAAGACCAAUGGCAGCAACAUUGCUGACCAGACCUGGUACAGAAUGUCCCGUCAGAGGUACAGUAUGUUGGAUGGCUUCCAGGAGGUUGGCGGAGGGGACACAAGGACAUCUGGAUGA